UUUGGGGGUUUGGAUUUUAUAAGGUAAAUUAUUGGCUUACAAAAAUGAAUAAUAUGGAAAAAUGUUUUGUGUGAUGAUACAUGUAUGAACCAGAUUGAAUUGCUGGCCAGAUCUGGGAGGAAAGGAGGGGGAGAAACAAUUUAGAUCAUACAUCAGAACACUUAGGUGGAAAUUUGUUAUUACCUGUAAUUGAUAAAAAAAGAAAAAAUACAAAAAUAAAUAAAUAAGAAGCUUGCAAAUGAAUGUGGGAGAAAGGUGAAUAGGGAACUCUGAUACCACACAGGGUGAUAAAGGAUGAGUCCAGACAAAAUCUGAGGAAGAAAAAAAAAACUUUUACUGGGCAGAGGAAGCUGGUGGGGGAAGACUUCAUAGUAGGAAGAAGAGGAGGAGGCAUCUUGGGCUUGGGAGGGACAGACUUUAAUAGACAGAGUUGGGGCUGGAGGAGGAGAGGAGAUUCCAUCCCAGGCACAAGGGAUAGUAAUGAGAAAAAGCAUUUAGGAAAGGGAAGAAAGAGAAGUGAGAUUAAAAGUAAUAAGCUUUGGUUAGAACAAAGAGUACAUAGGAAGAGAUUAGGAUGAGACAAGGCUGGAAAAGUCAGAGGUGUGCUCUGGAGAGCCUUGAAUGUCAGGAUCACUUUGGGGUUCAUUCAGCUGGCAAUGGGAAAUCACUGAAGGGUUUUUAGUAGAGAGGUGAAAAAUACCUCUAAGCAGAUCAUUAAUAAUGUUAUGUAGGUAGCAGAGAGAUGAGUGGGUUGGAUAAAGGAGAGGCAGGAAGUCCUAUCAUCUAGGCAGCUAUUACAGGUUGUCAGUGAGGAUAUUUAUGGGAUGAAAUUGAGUCUCUUUGGCUUGCUUGACUUUCUUUUGUGCCUCCUUUUAGGAAGCUGUGUCUUCUUUCCUUGCUUCUCAUUGGCUUCUGGGGCUGUGUGGCCUCUCACUGGAACCCUGUGGGUGAUAUCUGCACUGCCAAGCCCAGGGACAUUCCAGUGAAUCCCAUGUGCAUUUACCGACACCCAGAGAAGAAGCCAUCAGAAGAUGAGGGCUCAGAGCCCAAGAAAGUCCCAGAGUUGACCAAUCCACGAGUGUGGGAACUAUCUGAGGCCAACUCCCGCUUUGCCACAGAGUUCUACAAGCAGCUGGCAGGUUCCAAAGACAACAAUGACAACAUCUUCAUGUCACCUCUCAGUAUCUCCACGGCUUUCGCCAUGACCAAGCUGGGUGCUUGCAACAAUACACUCAAGCAGCUCAUGGAGGUGUUCAAGUUUGAUACGAUCUCAGAGAAAACAUCAGAUCAGGUCCACUUCUUCUUUGCCAAGCUGAAUUGCCGGCUUUAUCGAAAGGCUAAUAAAUCCUCUGAACUGGUGGCAGCCAAUCGCCUCUUUGGAGAAAAAUCACUCACUUUCAACGAGACCUACCAGGAUAUCAGUGAGGCAGUGUAUGGAGCCAAGCUUCAGCCUCUGGACUUCAAGGAAAACCCAGAGCUGUCAAGAGGGAUCAUUAAUGAUUGGGUUGCAAACAAGACAGAAGGGCUCAUCACUGACGUCCUUCCUCAGAAUGCUAUCACUGACCUUACCGUCUUGGUGCUGGUUAACACUAUUUACUUCAAGGGUCUGUGGAAGUCCCAGUUUAUCCCAGGGAACACCAACAAGGAGCUGUUCUACAAGGCGGAUGGCGAGCAGUGCUCGGUGUCCAUGAUGUACCAGGAGAACAAGUUCCGCUACCGCUCACUGAAGGGGAGCAGCCAGGUGGAGGUGCUUGAACUGCCCUACAAAGGGGACGACAUCACCAUGGUGCUGAUCCUGCCCAGGCCUGAGAAACCUCUGGAGAAGGUAGAAAGGGACCUGACGCUGGACUUGCUCCGGGAGUGGCUGGAGAGCCUGGAGGAGACUUUCCUGUCGGUUCACGUGCCUCGGUUCCGAAUUGAGGACAACUUCAGCGUGAAAGAGAACCUGAUGCAGAUGGGUCUGGAUGAUCUCUUCAGCCCAGAGAAGGCCCACCUGCCAGGGAUCAUCACAGGAAACCAGGGAACGGGAAACCUUUUUGUGUCGGAUGCAUUUCAUAAGGCAUUCCUCGAGGUAAAUGAAGAAGGCAGUGAAGCUGCUGCAAGCACUGCAGUUGUGAUUUCUGGACGCUCACUCAACUUUAACAGGGUGACCUUCAAGGCCAACAGGCCUUUCCUGGUGCUUAUCAGGGAAGUUGCUCUCAAUACUAUCAUUUUCAUGGGCAGAGUAUCCAACCCUUGUGUGAACUAAGGUGCGCCUGCUCUUUUGUACCUCUUUCUACUGUAGUUUGUGGAUGCAAGUAAAUAAAACAUUGACUAUUCCCA
Messenger RNA from Gracilinanus agilis (Agile Gracile Mouse Opossum), 2322 nucleotides. It is a transcript of the gene SERPINC1, whose product is annotated as serpin family C member 1. Gene Ontology annotation, molecular function: serine-type endopeptidase inhibitor activity. Lineage: Eukaryota; Metazoa; Chordata; Mammalia; Didelphimorphia; Didelphidae. The record is from RefSeq and is a predicted model, not a curated record. Bases 992 to 2248 code for a protein of 418 amino acids. The transcript has 6 exons.